Messenger RNA from Oncorhynchus masou masou (cherry salmon), 1710 nucleotides. It is a transcript of the gene nkapd1, whose product is annotated as NKAP domain containing 1. Lineage: Eukaryota; Metazoa; Chordata; Actinopteri; Salmoniformes; Salmonidae. The record is from RefSeq and is a predicted model, not a curated record. The transcript has 6 exons. The coding region runs from base 96 to 845 and encodes 249 amino acids.
UUACGCAUGUGGUUCAUCUGCUACACGCCACAGACAGGGAAGUCAGCUGUCUGUGUGGUUUUAAUCGUAAACGUUAAAGAUCGAACGGUGUCAUCAUGUCCAGGGUGCCGAUGGGCAAGGUGCUGCUGCGAAAUGUUAUUCGUCACACAGAUGCCCACAACAAGAUCCAAGAGGAGUCAGAAAUGUGGAAGUUGAGGUGGAUGGAGAAGGGUCCGUCCACCAGCCACAGACCGAUGCCACCAUCUUCAAAUCCAUCCAGGAGUCACAUGCACUGUGAUCGCGUGGAGGAUGGGUCUGUAGACAGACUGGGAGACCGGCUGCGGAGAAGAGAACACAGCUCUGGCCAGGACGAGAGGGAGGCACGCUACUGGACCAAGGAACUCUAUGACUUCGAAGCCAAUGAUCCAGACAGAUGGGGACACAGUGGUUUUAAGGAGCUAUACCCAGAGGAGUUUAAAAGUGACUGGGAAAGAGACCGUGGUGAUGAUCAGAAUGGGCAUUGCAGAAAGAAAAAGACUAAGUCCAGACUUAAAACAGCCAAAUCAAAACAUCUGAAGAAGUCCUCCAAGAAGAAGAAGAAGAAGAAGAAGAAGAAAGAGGAAAAUAGGACUGGUGAGUCAGAUGGUGAGUCCAGCAGCGACAGUGUCAAACAGAAGAGGAAAAGCAACAAGAGCAAACAUAAGAGGAAAAAGAGUGAGAGGGAGGAGGAGAGCAGCUCAGAGGAGAGAGGGAGGAGGAGGAAACGACAGAUGGACUCCCACAGAGACUCAGGACCAGAGUCACACAAGAAGAGGAAAAACUGGAAAGCAGGAGCGGACAAAUCAGAGCACAGUUCUGAGGAUUGAACCUUUUUCCAUUGGCAGCCAGUAACCUGUAACUUCAUACUGCUCCCUUUCAGUUGCCUAUCUCAAAGCUUUCACAGUUACACCCCACUUCCACUUGAGUCCAAUGUUUCCCACUAGAUUUCUUGUGAACAUGGCCAUCACCAUAGCUAGAUAAGUUUGUGAUUUAUCCAAUGACAAGACAACUGAGGAAUUGGCUAAAGUACAAAUACAACUUUUGAACAGACCUACUGGCAGGGGAAAGCAUAUUGUUCUUCGCUUUACACCUUUCCUCUGCAAUAGUCUUUUGUGUUGUACUUCUUUCUGUGUACUGCUGAGCUCAAACCUGUGUUCUCCUCCCCUUGGGCAUUCUUCACAGUAAUACCUCACCUCUUCUGUUACUGGUUCUGCUCUGGCUGCAGUGCUCAGAUAGUGAGCUGACACUGCACAAACAUGGACUCAGAAAAGCCACCUCAUGACAAACUGACUGUAGAGCCAUGUCUCAUAGUUAGUGUCCAGGCUUUACUUUAGCUGUUACAUUAUGGAAAAUGUUCAUUUUAUGCAGAUUUCCCGACCAAUUAUGACAAUCUCUUCUGCUUUUUUUUUAUUCAGUAUUUAUUUUUUUAAACUUUUGUAAUUUAUGGUAGUCAGGAUUUCAUGGAAUGUCAGGACAACAUUGAAAAUAAAAUGCAUAUUUGUUUGUAAAAAUUUACUCUGGUUAUCACACCACACAUUUAGACAUCACAUACAUCUCAUGUAUGGUUUUGAAUACAGGAUAUCUACAUGACUAUUAUUCACUAUUCUCAGUAGGCCUAUAGCCGUUCUAUUCCAUGACCAUGUAUAUUACUCUUUAUGCAUCCAAUUCUACAUUAAAUAUUGCUUCCAUAUG